Messenger RNA from Protomyces lactucae-debilis, 631 nucleotides. RefSeq lists its product as uncharacterized. The coding region runs from base 81 to 524 and encodes 147 amino acids. The transcript has 2 exons. The record is from RefSeq and is a predicted model, not a curated record. NCBI's taxonomy places the organism in Eukaryota, Fungi, Ascomycota, Taphrinomycetes, Taphrinales, Protomycetaceae.
CAAGCACAAGGUUGUCAAGAGCGAUAUGACUACCUGCAUGUUUUGUUAAUCCUUUGGACGCCUCAAGAAGUGAGUGUUGUAUGAACUGGCAGUGGGGGAUGGCUUCUUCAAGGGCUGAAACUCAGGGUCAGGCCAGCCUGUAUGCCUUGGCGAUCCAAGUGUUUGGGAAACGGCAGUCAGCACGUUUCUGGGCGUGUGGUAAGCGCGAAUCGCUCAAUGACGAUGAGCUUGAUCAGUGGCGUGAUGAGGAGAACCACGAUACCGCAUACAAUCGUGACAGUUGCCUUCCCGGUUUGCUUGAGCAGGGCAUGAAAUUGGCGUCGUCGCUGCCGAGGCAGGUGUUGGACACACAGCAAAAUCAGCUUCACCACCUGCAACCUCUGCCACAGAAGCGACGACAUCAGCUUCAGUGCCUGCUGAAGCAAGUCGGAAAGGCACUUGUCACGAUCGUUUGCGGCAUUGUGGUGCUCAUGAUUACACCUGUGUUUAAGCUAUUCGUCAUCGAGCGUUCCCCAACUUCUUGAUUCGCCAGGGCUUACCGGCAAGCAUGAGCCGAUGUUCAUCGGCAUUCACCUACAUCUGGCCCAAAUUCUUUCCUCAGCAGGACCCUUCCUCCCGUCCUGCUCGCGCA